Molecule: messenger RNA, 1131 nt
Organism: Striga asiatica
Lineage: Eukaryota; Viridiplantae; Streptophyta; Magnoliopsida; Lamiales; Orobanchaceae
Source: the annotation of a GenBank genome assembly
AUGGGCGAGGAAUCCAAGAUCGACGACGGCGUCGCCGAGUGGGAGGCGGGCCUCCCCUCCUCCGACGACCUGACGCCCCUCUCCCAGUCGCUGAUUCCCGCCGAGCUGGCGUCGGCGUUCAAAAUCUCUCCGGAGCCCUCCAGGACGGCGUUCGACGUCAGGCGCGCCUCCGAGAGCACCCUUUCUUCCCUCCGAGCCGCCGCCACCGUCGGUGCGGACGAGGCGGGUCAGGAUGAAGGAUCCGACCCGAAGAAGACCCGAAGAACGGUGGAACCACCCGGAUUAGGCGACGACCCCGACAGCUCAGCGGACGACCAGGCCGCGAAGACGCUGAAAAGGCCGCGGCUCGUGUGGACCCCGCAGCUGCACAAGCGCUUCGUGGAGGUGGUGGCCCACCUGGGUCUGAACAAAGCCGUGCCCAAGACGAUUAUGCAGCUGAUGAACGUCGAGGGUUUGACCCGUGAGAAUGUGGCGAGCCACUUGCAGAAGUACAGGCUCUAUGUGAAGAGAAUGCAGGGUUUGUCCACCGAGGGCCCAUCACCCUCCGAUCAUUUGUUCGCCUCCACGCCUGUGCCGCCACAGAGCUUCAACGAGUCGUCUUCUUGCGGUGGGCCCAGCCACAGUAAUGUGAUUGUUAAUGGAAGCCAUGGGAGUAGUAAUCAUGUGGGGAUGCCGAUGAUUCCGAUGCCUUAUCCUCUGCCACCACCGCAAAUGAUGCCAAUGGCGGCAAACGGACAUGGGUUUCAUGGAUACGAAUCAGCCCACUCGUAUAAUAAUCAUUACCAGCAGCAGUAUAACAACAUGGUGCAGCAGCAAAAGGACUGGUCCAGGAAUAAAUUACGAUGGGAUUUCCUCUUGCGGAAGGUUGAGUUGAAGCUGAACACCACAGCAACAAGUUAGUUGUUUUUCUUGACCAGCUAGUUUGUAUGCCGAUUAACGUUUAUGCUCCAAGACACAAAAUAAAUGUACCACUUUUUUGUUUGAGACAAGUGAAGUUUUAGAAAAAUGUUUCCCGAGAGCUUAUCGUCAUUUUAGGCAGUUUAGUCACUCAUCUUUCACCUUUCUGAUAGGGUGCCUUGAUGCUUUGUUGUGGACUUGUCCAGAUUUUGAAGUGUUCCACUUCAGAAUUUU